Caenorhabditis angaria is the source of this 1033-nucleotide messenger RNA. The record is from the annotation of a GenBank genome assembly. NCBI's taxonomy places the organism in Eukaryota, Metazoa, Nematoda, Chromadorea, Rhabditida, Rhabditidae.
AUGGAAGUCGAUGAUAAUUUGGAUCCAACUGGAUGGUUUGAUAUACCUUUUGAAAUGCGAGAAAUGGUUAUAAAUUAUAUGGAUCUUGCUACAAAAAUUCAAUUUUCACAAUGUUCGAAACUGUGUUUCGAAGAAUCCCAAUUAUUCGAUUCGUCCUAUUUUUCGUGUAGCAUAAAAAAUAAUUGUUACGGCGAGAACAAAGGUGUUUUUUUCCAAAUGUCCAGUCUUCGAAAAACAAAAAUCGGUUUUAUAAUAACAAAUUUCCUCGUUUGUGACAUCCCAAAUGUAUCAGAAGGAGAACUUAUGAAUUUACGCUCACAAUAUAAAAAUCGGCUGAUUGAACUGGAAACGAGGGAACAAGUUACUGAUUUUGUAAUGUAUCUUUUGCGAGGCAUUUUGAAAUUUGUGAAGAAUUCCUUGAGAAGCUUGUGGAUUAGUAUUGUAAGUUAUUUUAUAGAAGGGAAUUUAGCCUCAGAGACUUAAGUAAUUAUUUUAAGCCCGAUUUUCCAUACAACAAGAUGAAAAUUGAAAACAAUUUGAAUAAGUUAGAAUCAAUUGCGCUCUCUUCGAACAUCAAUCCGAUUAGUUGUGGAUUUAUUGAUUUCGAACAACUUUGCUCCAUUCAAAAAGAUGUUUCAAUUUCAAAUCUAACAAUCGAACAGAUAUUUCAACUAAAAUCAAAAACUAUUUUCAUUCGUUCUGAUGGCAGUGAACAAUUUGAUAUUGAAAAAAUUUUGAAUCGUUUGUUUACUGUUGGAAUUGAUCAAAAUGUCUAUCAAAUCAUAUUUGAAUCAAGAAUCGAUUUAGACAAUACUCCAGGCCUUUAUGCUAAAAGAGUUACGUAAGUUAUUCCAUUUUUUUAAUACAAUAUUUCAGUUAUUCAUUUUUCAGACGUUAUCAAGUUGAAUAUUUGUUCAAACAAAUGAGCAAAAUUAUUUGGAUCGAAUGUCCAGGAAACAUGCCAGCUAUGAAAAUUCACUGCCGUGCUCCACCUGACUUCAAUGAAAGCGAAUGGACUAUUUUCGAACAAUAA